AUGAUACAGCGAGCCAUGGGCAGUGUCCGAGUCAACCGGUACAGCAUUGUCUCGACCGAAGAGGAUGGACACAAGUUCUCUGCACUGGGCAGCAUGAACGGGCACAGCCGGAACGGGAAGGGCCAUGCCCCCCGGCGGAAGCACCGCAACCGUUUUGUGAAGAAGAACGGCCAGUGCAACGUCUAUUUUGCCAACCUGAGCAACAAGUCUCAGCGCUACAUGGCUGACAUCUUCACCACCUGUGUGGACACACGCUGGCGGUACAUGCUUAUGAUCUUCUCUGCUGCCUUCCUGGUCUCCUGGCUCUUUUUUGGCUUCCUCUUCUGGUGUAUCGCUUUCUUCCACGGUGACCUCAAUGCACCAGUGGUGGGAGGUGGUCCCUCUCUCCUUAAGCCCUGCAUCAUGCACGUGAACAGCUUCCUAGGGGCUUUUCUUUUCUCAGUGGAGACACAGACAACCAUUGGGUACGGCUUCCGCUGCGUGACUGAGGAGUGCCCGUUGGCUAUCAUGGCUGUUGUGGUCCAGUCCAUCGUGGGCUGCGUUAUUGACUCCUUCAUGAUUGGUACUAUCAUGGCAAAGAUGGCAAGGCCCAAGAAGCGGGCACAGACCCUCCUCUUCAGUCACCAUGCGGUCAUCUCCGUGCGGGAUGGCAAACUGUGCCUCAUGUGGCGGGUGGGCAACCUGAGGAGGAGUCAUAUUGUGGAGGCCCAUGUCCGAGCCCAGCUCAUCAAGCCCUACAUGACAGAGGAAGGAGAAUACCUCCCCCUGGACCAGCGGGACCUAAAUGUGGGCUAUGAUGUGGGCCUUGAUCGUAUAUUUUUGGUCUCACCCAUUAUUAUCGUUCAUGAGAUUGAUGAGGAGAGCCCGCUCUAUGGGAUUGGCAAGGAGGAGCUGGAGACGGAGAACUUCGAGAUUGUUGUUAUCCUGGAGGGGAUGGUGGAAGCCACAGCCAUGACCACACAGGCACGAAGCUCUUACCUUGCUAGUGAAAUCCUUUGGGGUCAUCGUUUUGAACCGGUUGUGUUUGAGGAGAAGAACCACUACAAAGUGGAUUAUUCACGCUUUCAUAAGACCUACGAGGUAGCCGGCACGCCUUGCUGCUCAGCCCGGGAGCUGCAAGAAAGCAAGAUGACUAUCCUACCUUCUCCCCCACCUCCCAGUGCCUUCUGCUAUGAGAAUGAGCUGGCUCUUGUCAGUCAAGAUGAAGAUGAAGACGAUGAUGAAGUGGGUGUGGUGUUAGGAGGCAGCACCAAGGAGGAGGGAGGCGUCAUCCAGAUGAUGGAUUUUGGAAGCCACCUGGACCUGGAGCGGCUCCAGGCAACUCUGCCCCUAGACACAAUCUCAUACCGUAGGGAGUCGGCCAUCUAACCCCUCCAGCCUCCCCAUUCCACACCUGCCACCCACCACCUCCUCCUCCGUUCUGCACCUGUACGUAGCUGGAUAAGUCCCUUACCCACCAAAAAACGCCUCCUGUGACUGUCUCUCAGCCCCUGAGUACCUCAAGGCCUGGAGCUGCUCUGAUAUACUCCCUUUUCCAUGAAGUCAUACUGCCUAGAGGAGGAGUGAGGAUACACUGCUCUUCCCGUGUGUGCAGCUUGUGCUAUGACCCCUUUCCUACCCAGAGACAGGA
Molecule: messenger RNA, 1630 nt
Organism: Leptosomus discolor (cuckoo roller)
Lineage: Eukaryota; Metazoa; Chordata; Aves; Leptosomiformes; Leptosomidae
Gene: KCNJ4
Product: potassium inwardly rectifying channel subfamily J member 4
Biological process (GO): potassium ion import across plasma membrane; regulation of monoatomic ion transmembrane transport
Cellular component (GO): plasma membrane
Molecular function (GO): inward rectifier potassium channel activity
Source: RefSeq, a predicted model, not a curated record